Molecule: messenger RNA, 555 nt
Organism: Cladophialophora carrionii CBS 160.54
Lineage: Eukaryota; Fungi; Ascomycota; Eurotiomycetes; Chaetothyriales; Herpotrichiellaceae
Exons: 1
Coding region: 1-555 (184 amino acids)
Source: RefSeq, a predicted model, not a curated record
AUGGACGACGCAGACGAAACCAUGACGACCUCAACCUCCUCCACACCCUCUCAACUCCAGGACACCACUGUCGCCGAUGACGAGGUCUUUGAUCGUGAAAUGCAGCCCGCACAUCCUCAUCUUCGCCCGGGAGAUUCCAACCGUGCUGUAACGCCCGCAAACGACCACCUCAACGCUGCCGCUCCAGGGGAACUCUCACCGCCUCGAAUCCAACCCACCCAAGCCGAAUACACUGCCGCUCUACUUCCAGAUCCUGCACCCACCUCAGCGGCAAUGGCGAACGGCACGGCAGUACGUAGCUCGGCUAGGCUCGCGAACGCGAACGCGAACACGAGCACGCAACCUAAGUCGGGGGGAGCAGGGGACACGGCAGCCUUCCCCGCAUUAGCUGCUAAUGAGAAGGACAUUGCUAAUCAGCCUGGUGGGGGGUGGAAGAACAAGAAGGCGCAGGAAGACAUGCACCGUGCUUGGGACAAUAUUGUCGAUCGGGACGUCAGCCUCAAGGAGUAUGGAGAUGUCAUGAUGCAAGGCAAGGCGCAGAGGGCCGGCGUAUAG